UGUUUUUUUUUCUACAGAUUUUAUUUGUGUUAUCUUUGAUAUAUUUAAUACAAUAUGAAUAGAAAGUGACAUUUAAAUCUCAUUUGAGAUUAAGCUAUUGAUACGUAGUUCCUUGUAAAGGAGUAUAAGUUAAUAAUAAUGGCCUUAAAAAAUCGUCGAAAUAAAGGAAAUUUAAAAAUUCAAGUUUCGGAGGAAACUCCUAUUCCAGUUACUCCACCAAGAAAUCUUGAUAAAAGAACCACGAUUACUAUAGGAGAUAAAACAUUUGAAGUAGAUGCUGAUGAUUUAGAAAUGCUUUCUAUACUUGGCCGAGGAGCUUAUGGAGUUGUGGACAAGAUGAAACAUAAACAAAGUGGUACCGUUAUGGCAGUUAAAAGAAUUACAGCUACAGUUAAUACUCAAGAACAAAAGCGAUUAUUAAUGGACUUAGAUAUUUCAAUGCGUAGUUCAGAUUGUCCAUUUACUGUACAGUUUUAUGGAGCACUUUUCCGAGAAGGCGAUGUUUGGAUUUGUAUGGAGGUUAUGGAUAUGAGUCUUGAUAAAUUUUAUACGAAAGCAUAUAAAUCUAGUUGUUCAAUCCCUGAAGAUAUAUUGGGAAAAAUAUCAUUUGCAGUAGUAAGUGCAUUGCAUUACUUAUAUUCACAGUUAAGAGUGAUUCAUCGAGAUGUAAAGCCUAGUAAUAUAUUAAUUAAUCGAAUAGGAGAAGUAAAGAUCUGUGAUUUUGGAAUUUCUGGGUACUUAGUUGAUUCCGUUGCAAAAACUAUUGAUGCUGGUUGUAAGCCGUAUAUGGCGCCAGAAAGGAUAGAUCCAACAGGUAAUCCUUCGCAAUAUGAUAUAAGAUCAGAUGUCUGGUCCUUAGGAAUAUCUUUACUUGAACUUGCAACUGGAAAAUUUCCUUAUGAAACAUGGGGUACACCAUUUGAGCAGUUGAAACAAGUAGUCAAAGACGAGGCUCCAAAAUUACCAUCAAACAAAUUCUCUUCUGAAUUUGAAGAGUUUAUUAAUAAAUGCUUAAUGAAAAACUAUGCAGCACGGCCUAAUUACAAUCAAUUGCUUGAGCUUAGUUUUAUUUCAAAACAUGCUGAAAAAGAUACAAAUGUAGCAGCAUUUGUUGCAGAAAUAUUAGAUUUACCAGAUGCAGAACAAUCCACGUAGUAAUAAUAUGUUUCAGUUCUUUUUAUGGAAGUUAUUAUUUUUUUAAAUAUUAUAACUUAGCAAAAUUUGUUAAGUUAUAUUAUUGCUAAAUUAUUCAUCUAUCAUCAUUCUCUAAUAAUAUAAAAUUUUAUAAAUA
Molecule: messenger RNA, 1291 nt
Organism: Ceratosolen solmsi marchali
Lineage: Eukaryota; Metazoa; Arthropoda; Insecta; Hymenoptera; Agaonidae
Gene: lic
Product: dual specificity mitogen-activated protein kinase kinase lic
Exons: 6
Coding region: 139-1155 (338 amino acids)
Biological process (GO): stress-activated MAPK cascade; protein phosphorylation
Molecular function (GO): ATP binding; MAP kinase kinase activity
Source: RefSeq, a predicted model, not a curated record